AUGAAGGUUGCGAACCGGAUAUUCACAGAGCGGGCACUGCCACAGGUCGAAGUCGUCGCUAACCUGCUGGGCUACCCGACGGAGUUUGCAAGCAACGACGUCUGGACGUUCCUGAAUGUUUCCUCCCUCUACUGGCAUGUCUUCCGACGAUUGCGUCACCUGCGAUGCGAGAGCGGUAUGGAGGCUGUAGACGAGCCGCCCGAGGAGAUGGUACUCCUCGAAGAGGGCGGAGAAAGGGUCUCUCUAGUACAGGCAUAUCCGCACCGCGGCAAGCUCCUUGAGGAUCUGUCGCUGUAUAACUACAUGUCGAUAGUCAGGCUGAAGCGCAAGGGCAAGGGCGCAGGAACUCGGGGGGAGCCUGAUGCUGCAAUUGUAUAA
This is a messenger RNA of Fusarium poae, 378 nucleotides long. RefSeq lists its product as uncharacterized. NCBI's taxonomy places the organism in Eukaryota, Fungi, Ascomycota, Sordariomycetes, Hypocreales, Nectriaceae. Bases 1 to 378 code for a protein of 125 amino acids. The record is from RefSeq and is a predicted model, not a curated record. The transcript is spliced from 2 exons.